Messenger RNA from Sphaeramia orbicularis (orbiculate cardinalfish), 15084 nucleotides. RefSeq names its product low density lipoprotein receptor-related protein 1Bb (gene lrp1bb). Gene Ontology annotation, molecular function: calcium ion binding; hormone binding; protein binding. The coding region runs from base 72 to 14006 and encodes 4644 amino acids. The record is from RefSeq and is a predicted model, not a curated record. Gene Ontology annotation, biological process: receptor-mediated endocytosis. The transcript is spliced from 92 exons. Lineage: Eukaryota; Metazoa; Chordata; Actinopteri; Kurtiformes; Apogonidae. Gene Ontology annotation, cellular component: signaling receptor complex; apical plasma membrane; plasma membrane.
CCGGACCCGGACCUGGAGUAAGGACCAGGAGCAGCACCGUGGCUUCUUCUAGCCCCGCUCUCCAUGAAAACAUGUCCGAGUUGUUCCUCCUCGCCUUUCUAGCCCUAUUUAUGGGAUUAUUUCCGUGCGCCGAGCCCUCGACAGUGUCGGACGAGGAGAAAGAGUCUGUCUUGUGUGAUGUAGGGGAGUUUCACUGUCACACCAAGGAAACCUGCAUCCCUGAAUCCUGGCUCUGCGACGGCGAGCCCGACUGUCCAGACGCCUCCGACGAAACUGACCAAACUUGUGCACAGGAGGUGGUGAUCAGAUGUCCCCUCAAUCACAUACAGUGCAUCGGGACGAAAAAAUGUAUUCACUUCAACAAACUCUGCAACGGCGCUCGAGACUGCGACGACGGAUACGAUGAAGGGGUUCACUGUCGAGAGCUGCUGUCAGCCUGCCACGAGCUGCGCUGCCGCUACGGCUGCGUCAUGACCAGGAACGGCACCUUCUGUUUCUGCGCUGACGGCUUCGAGGUCGGCGAGGACGGGACGAGCUGCAGAGAUCAUGAUGAAUGUGCCAUGUACGGCGCAUGCAGCCAAACCUGCACCAACACCUACGGGUCAUACAGAUGCAGCUGCACACAAGGAUACAUCCUCCAGCCUGACAGGAUAUCCUGCAAAGCCAAACAAGAUCCAGGCGACCCCCGUCCAGUGCUUCUCAUCGGCGGCCCGGAUCGUAUCGUCAUCACCGACCUAAAUGGAACAGGCCUCCAGCCCCUCCGCUCUCUGAGUGUAAAUGGAACGCUGGCGUUGGAUUUUCAGCACAACCAGGAACACGUCUGCUGGGUUCUAUCAACAGAAUCCUCUGGGCAGCUCCGAUGCGCUGAAACCAGGAGCCUGCGAGGAUUCACACGGGAACGGGAAAUAAGAACACAACAAAGUUUGCAACAUGUGGAACAAAUGGCGAUAGACUGGCUGACCGGAAACUUCUACUUUGUUGACCGGGUCACGGAUAAGAUAUUUGUCUGCGACCGGAGCGGGAAUACUUGUGUUACCAUCCUCCAGCUCGACUUGGUGAAUCCUAAAGGAAUAGCUGUGGAUCCUCUCAUGGGAAUGCUCUUCUUUACCGACUAUGGGAACGUGGCCAAGGUGGAGCGCUGCAACAUGGAUGGGACUAACCGGACCCGGCUGGUGGAUUAUAACAUUGAGCAGCCCACUGCUGUGGCGUUGGAUGUAGUGAAGAAGCUGUUGUACUGGGCAGACGCCUACCUGGAUUACAUCGACGUGGUGGAUUACAACGGCAGGAACAGGCAUACCAUCAUCCACGGGAGCCAAGUGUCUUACAUUUAUGCAUUAGCUGUGUUUGAGGACUACCUCUAUGCUACCCACUCUGACCCGUCCAAAGGGAGUUCCACUGUGGAGCUGCUGCAGAUCCACAGGUUUAACAUCACCGCAGAGAGCAGGACGCUAGCAAUCCUGGGAAAUACAGGAAGACUCCGGGUUUACCAUAAACUCAUCCAACCGAAAGUCAGGAGUCAUUCAUGUGAAAUAGAUUCGUAUGGAAAGCCGGGUGGAUGUUCACAUAUUUGCCUUCUGAGUGGAAGCUACAAGUCCAGAACCUGCCGGUGCCGGACUGGCUACAGCCUGGGCCCUGACGGACAGUCCUGUAAAAAGCCCAAAAGCGAUCUCUUCUUGUUCUAUGGGAAGGGGCGCCCCGGGGUGAUCCGAGGCCUGGAUAUGAACGUCAAGUCCACCGACGAACACAUGGUGCCGAUCGAGGACCUGGUCAACCCCAGAGCCAUCGACUACCACGCAGAGUCCGGACACAUUUACUUCGCCGAUACGACCAGCUUCCUCAUAGGGCGGCAAAAACUGGACGGAAACGGCAGGGAGACGAUACUGAAAGACGAACUCGACAACGUGGAAGGCAUCUCAGUGGACUGGAUCGGGAAGAACUUGUACUGGACCAACGACGGCUACAGGAAGACCAUCAGCGUUGCCAGAUUGGAACGAGCCUCCCAUACCAGGAAGACUCUGCUGGAAGGAAACAUGUCACAUCCCCGGGCCAUCGUGGUUGACCCACUUAACAGCUGGAUGUACUGGACAGACUGGGAGGAGGAUGAGGUCAACGACAGCAUCGGCCGAAUAGAAAAGGCCUGGAUGGACGGAUCCAACAGACGGAUUUUCGUCACCUCCAACAUGCUGUGGCCCAACGGUUUGACUCUGGACCACGGAACCAGCACCAUGUACUGGUGCGACGCCUACUACGACCACAUCGAGAAGAUUCACCUGAACGGCACCGGGAGAAUGGUGGUGUACAACGGAAAAGAGCUGAACCAUCCAUUUGGAAUCUCUCAUUAUCGUAAUUUCAUCUUUUGGACGGAGUACAUGAACGCCUCGGUUUUCCAGCUGGACUUAUCCACCGCUGACGUCACUCUGCUGAGGAGCGAGAGACCGCCGCUGUUCGGCCUACGAGUCUACGACGCACACAGUCAGCAAGGUGACAAUGCAUGCAGUGUGAAUUAUGGGGGCUGCAGUACCCUGUGCCUGGCCAUCCCAGGAGGCAGAGUGUGUGCCUGCGCUGACAACCAGCUUCUGGAGAAGAACAAUGUCACCUGUGCAGACAUUUCCAGCGGCAGUUUAGAGCCCCAGCGUUGUAAAAGUGAUGAGUUCCAGUGCCAUAAUCAUCGCUGCAUUCGAGCCCUGUGGAAGUGUGACGGCGAUGAUGACUGUCUGGAUGGAAGUGAUGAGGAGAGCCACAUUUGCUACAAUCACACCUGUCCCACCGAUCAGUUCAAGUGCAACAACAACCGCUGCAUCCCCAAACGAUGGCUCUGCGACGGAAUGAAUGACUGCGGGAACAACGAGGACGAGGCCAAUAUCACAUGUUCAGCCCAGCCCUGUCAGGCCGACCAGUUCUCCUGCCAGAACGGACGAUGUAUACCCGGCGCCUGGAGCUGCGACCAGGAAGAUGACUGCGGCGAUAUGUCUGAUGAAAUAUCUUGCACCUUCCCGACCUGUGAACCCCUGACCCAGUUCAGCUGCUCCAACGGACGCUGCAUCAGCGUCAAGUGGCACUGCGAUUCAGAAAAUGACUGCGGAGACGGCAGCGACGAAGCGGGCUGCAUCCAGUCCUGCUCCAACAACCAGUUCCAGUGCACCAGUGGGCGGUGCAUCCCGGACCACUGGGCCUGCGACGGAGACAACGACUGCGGAGAUUUUAGUGACGAGAGCGCGGCCUGCAGAGGAGGAUCUGCACUGCUGCCAUCUGUGAUUGAGUGCAGCGGGGAGGAGUUCCACUGUGUCACAGAUGGAACCUGCAUCCCAGAGCGCUGGAGAUGUGACGGAGACAAGGACUGUGAGGACGGCAGCGACGAGAAAGACUGCCAAGGCACCAAAAGAAUGUGUGACCCCAAGGCCAAGUUUACCUGCAAAGACACAGGAAAGUGCAUCACAAAGAGUUGGGUGUGUGACGGCGACAUCGACUGUGAAGACCGCUCCGAUGAAGAAUCCUGUGAAUCUGCCAUCUGUAAACCUCCCAAAUAUCCCUGCGCUAACGACUCCUCUGUCUGUCUGACGCCCGAUAAGAUCUGCAACGGCAAAGUGGACUGUCCCGACCGCUCGGACGAAGGCCCCAUCUGCGAUUUGUGCCUGGUAGCCAGAGGGGGGUGCAGCCACCAGUGUACCGUAGCGCCAGGGAAGGGGGUGGUGUGUUCGUGCCCCCCCGGGCUCCACCUGGACUCCAGCAACAAGACCUGCGAAGUGGUGGACUACUGCAGCCGCCACCUCAAGUGCAGUCAGGUGUGUCAGCAGUACAAGACCACAGUCAAGUGUUCUUGUUAUCCAGGAUGGACGCUUGACCCAGAUGGAGACAGCUGUCACAGCACAGAUCCCUUUGAGGCCUUUAUCAUUUUCUCUAUCCGCCACGAGAUAAGACGAAUAGACCUUCACAAGCGGGACUACAGCCUGUUGGUGCCCGGCCUGAGGAACACCAUCGCAUUAGACUUCCACUUUAAUCGCAGCCUCCUUUACUGGACGGAUGUGGUGGAGGAUAAGAUCUACAGGGGAAGGUUCUCCGAGUCCGGCGGGGUGACGGGGAUCGAGGUGGUGGUGCAGCACGGCUUGGCCACGCCAGAGGGCCUGGCUGUGGACUGGAUCACAGGGAAACUCUACUGGAUUGACAGUAACCUGGACCAGAUUGAAGUGGCCAAGCUUAACGGAGAUAUGCGUACGACGCUGAUCGCCGGUGGCAUGGAGCAUCCACGGGCCAUUGCUCUGGACCCGGGGCAAGGGAUCCUUUUCUGGACCGACUGGGACGCCACUUUCCCCCGAAUCGAGGCUGCAUCCAUGAGCGGAGGAGGGAGGCACAUUGUUUUCAAGGACAUGGAGAUCGGAGCCUGGCCCAAUGGACUGACGCUGGAUCAUCUGGAGAAGAGGAUCGUCUGGACAGAUGCACGCUCUGACGCUAUUUUCUCCGCACUCUACGACGGCACCGGGGUCAUCGAGAUCCUCAGGGGUCACGAGUACCUGUCCCAUCCCUUUGCCGUCUCCCUCUUCGGGGGCAACGUCUACUGGACGGACUGGAGGACCAACACUUUGGCCAGAGCCAAUAAGUGGACGGGGCAGAAUGUCACCGUCAUCCAGAAGACCAGCGCUCAGCCUUUUGACUUGCAGAUCUUCCACCCGAGCAGACAGCCACAAGCCUCUAACCCAUGUGAGGAGAAUGAUGGACGCGGUCCAUGUUCGCAUCUGUGUCUCAUCAAUUACAACCGCACUGCAUCCUGCACCUGUCCACACCUUAUGAAGCUUUCACCCAACAAACAGUCGUGCUUUGCCUUGAAAAGGUUCCUCCUGUAUGUGCGGCGCUCUGAAAUCCGAGGCGUGGACAUCGACAAUCCGUACAUGAACGUAAUGACGGCGCUGACGGUGCCAGACAUUGAUGAUGUUGCGGUGGUGGACUACGACGCACAAGAGGAGCGGAUCUACUGGGCCGACAUCAAAACCCAGACCAUCAAACGGGCCUUUAUAAACGGAACCCAGCUAGAGACCAUUAUAUCUGCAGACAUCGUCAACUGCCGCGGUCUGGCUUUGGACUGGCUUUCCAGGAACUUGUACUGGCUCAGCUCCGAAAAUGACGAGUCGCAAAUCAAUGUGGCUCGCUUUGAUGGAUCCCUGAAGACCUCCAUCAUCCACGGCAUCGAUAAGCCAAGGUGUCUUGUAGUGCACCCCGCCAAGGGGAAAAUCUAUUGGACAGAUGGCAACACCAUUAACAUGGCGAACAUGGACGGCAGUAACAGCAAGGUCCUCCACCAGAAUCAGAGGGAACCUGUAGGUCUGUCCAUCGACUACGCUGCCAACAAGCUGUACUGGAUCAGCUCGGCCAACGGCACUAUCAACAGGUGUAAUCUGGACGGCAGCGGGCUGGAAGUGCUGGAGACUCUGAAGAGGGAGUUAGCCAAAGGCAGCGCUCUGGCCGUGAUGGGUGGCAAACUCUGGUGGGCAGACGAUGAAUCAGCACAGUUGGGAACGGUUACAAAGAGAGACGGACGAAACCCUUUGAUUCUGAGGAACAAGACCAGCGGGGUGGUUCACAUGAAGGUGUACGACAGGGAAGGUCAGAAAGGACGGAACCCAUGCCAGAUCAACAACGGCGGCUGCUCGCAGCUCUGCUUCCCCACUUCUGAGAACACCCGGAGCUGCUCCUGCACCGUCGGAUACAACCUGCGAAGCGACCGCAUGUCCUGUGAAGGCGUCGACUCGUUUCUGAUGUAUUCCAUUCAUGAGGGGAUCCGGGGCAUCGCUCUGGAUCCAAAUGACAACAGCGAAGCCCUCAUGCCCAUCACAGGGACGCUGUUCGCUGUGGGAGUUGACUUUCAUGCAGGAAAUGACACCGUGUACUGGACGGACAUGGGCCUGAACAGGAUAUCUCGAGCAAAACGUGAUCAAACGUGGAGGGAGGAUAUCAUCACGACGGGCAUCAGCCGAGUGGAAGGCAUCGCCGUGGACUGGAUCGCUGGAAACCUCUACUGGACAGAUCAUGGUUUUAAUCUGAUCGAAAUCUCCCGUCUGAACGGCGCCUACCGCUCAGUGGUCAUAUCUGAAGGACUGGAUCAGCCCAGGGCCAUCGCCGUACACCCACAGAAGGGGUAUCUUUUCUGGACUGAAUGGGGCCAGAACCCCUGCAUCGGUCGCUCCCGCCUGGAUGGGUCAGACCAGGUAACCUUGGUCAAUUCAGGGAUCAUGUGGCCCAAUGGGAUCUCCAUCGACUACGAGGAAAACACAUUAUACUGGUGUGAUGCACGCACAGAUAAGAUCGAGAGGAUCAACCUUGAGACUGGCGAGAGCAGAGAGAUUGUACUGUCAGUGGCCAACGUAGACCUGUUCUCCGUGGCCGUGUUCGGGCCUUACAUCUACUGGUCUGACAGAGCCCAUUCCAACGGUUCAAUCAGACGGGGUUUGAAGACCGACACGAGCGAACCCACGACCAUACGCAGCGGCCUGGGGGUCAACCUGAAGGACGUCACCAUCUUCAACAGAGGCCGAGAGAAAGGCACUAACCCCUGUGCCAGGAGUAACGGAGGAUGCCAGCAGCUGUGCUUUCAUCUGGGCAGCGGACGCCGGACGUGUUCGUGCGCCCACGGCCGCUUGGCUGAGGACGGCUUCGCCUGCGAGCGCUACGAAGGCUAUCUGCUGUAUUCGGAGAGGACCAUACUGAAGAGCAUCCACCUGUCCGACGAGAACGACCUCAACUCCCCUGUGCAGCCUUUUGAAAACCCCAGUCUGUUCAAGAACGUCAUCGCCCUGGCGUUCGACUACAGCCAGACGACAGCCGCCACCAACCGCAUCUUCUUCAGCGAUGUCCAUUUUGGAAAUAUCCAGGUGAUCAACGACGACUGGACAGGACGGUCCAUCAUCGCAGAGAACGUGGGUUCCGUGGAGGGUCUGGCCUACCACCGGGCCUGGGACACCCUGUACUGGACCAGCUCCACCACCUCCACCAUCACCAGACACACCCUGGACUCCAGUCGGGUCGGCGCCUUCAGCCGUGAAGCCGUGGUCACACUGUCAGAGGACGACCACCCACACGUCCUCGCCCUGGACGAGUGUCAGAACCUGAUGUUUUGGACCAACUGGAACGAGCAGAGGCCCAGCAUCAUGAGAUCUACUUUAGCGGGAAAGAACAUGAGGGUUAUCAUCAGCUCUGACAUCCUGACCCCCAACGGCUUGACCAUCGACCACAAGGCAGAGAAGCUCUACUUCUCAGACGGAAGCCUGGGCAAGAUCGAGAGAUGUGAUUACGACGGGUCGCACAGAUACAUCAUCAUAAAGUCGGGUGCUGGAAACUUCUACGGUCUCGCCAUCUACGCAGACUUCCUGUACUGGUCCGACUGGGCCCGCAGAGCCGUGUUACGCUCCAACAAGUUCACGGGCGGCGACACCAAGGUCCUGCGAGCGGACAUACCCCACCAGCCCAUGGGAAUCAUCGCAGUGGCCAGAGACACCAACAACUGUGAGCUGUCCCCGUGCCGACACAUGAACGGAGGCUGCGGCGACCUCUGUCUGCUGACCCCACACGGGCGGGUCAACUGCUCCUGUCGGGGAGAACGGGUGCUGUUAGACGACAACAGAUGUGUGUCAGAAAAUUCGUCCUGCAACAUUCACACCGAAUUCGAGUGUGGGAACGGGGAGUGCAUCAACUACCAGCUCACCUGUGAUGGAGUCGCUCACUGCAAAGACAAAUCUGAUGAGAAGAUGCAGUACUGUGACAACAGGAGCUGUCGCACUGGGUUCCGUCCCUGCUACAACCAGCACUGCGUGGCCAACGGGCGUUUCUGCGACGGGGUGGACGACUGCGGGGAUAACUCGGACGAAGCCUUCUGCAGCAAUGUCACAUGCGCCUCCUCAGAAUCACCGUGCAGGGAUGGGAGCUGUGUACCGAGCUCAGCCUGGUGUAACCAGGUCAUUGACUGCGCCGAUGCCUCCGAUGAAAAAAGCUGCAACCACACCGACUGCUCGCACUUUUACAAGCUGGGAGUGAAAGAAAAAGAUUUCAUCAGCUGCAAUUCCACCUCCCUGUGCAUCCACCCCUCGUGGAUCUGUGACGGUGCAAACGACUGUGGAGACUAUGCUGAUGAGACCAACUGCCAGGUUUCCCACGGGCAGAAGUGCGAGGAAGGCCACUUCGCUUGUCCGAGCGGGAACUGCAUCUCCAGCGUGUGGCUCUGCGAUGGUCAGAAAGACUGCGAAGACGGAGCGGAUGAAUUCCAGUGUGACUCUUCGUGCCUGUGGAACCAGUUCGCCUGCUCCAAAAACAAGUGCAUCGCCAAACAGUGGCUUUGCGACGGCGAGAACGACUGCGAGGACGGCCUGGACGAGAGCGUGCAGAUAUGUGGUUCGGUGACUUGUGCUCCAGGCCUGUUCAGCUGUCCCGGCUCCUACGCCUGCGUCCCCAAACGCUGGCUCUGCGACGGCGAACGGGACUGUCCUGACGGGAGCGACGAACUGUCUGCAGCCGGCUGCGCGCCCAACAACACAUGUGAUGACAGCUCGUUUCACUGCCGCAACAAAGCCUGCAUCCCCCAGCGAUUUGUCUGUGACCACGACGACGACUGUGGAGACGGAUCUGACGAGUCCGUUGAAUGUGUCUAUCGCUCCUGUGGAUCGGAGGAGUUUCGCUGCGGGGACGGCCGUUGUCUUCUCAGUUCUCAGUGGGAGUGCGAUGGCUACGCAGACUGUCCCGACCACUCCGACGAGCUGCCUCUGAACCUCAAAUGCCUGGCCGCAGGAAGCUUGUGCAACGGCUCGUUCUUCAUGUGCACCAACGGACGCUGCAUCUCUGAGGGAAACCUCUGCGACGGGAGAGACGACUGCGGAGAUCGGUCAGACGAGAGAAACUGUAACGUCAACGAGUGUCUGAACCGCAGAGUCAGUGGGUGCACGCAGGACUGCCAAGACCUUCCUGUAGGAUACAAGUGUAAAUGCUGGCCUGGUUUCCACCUGAAAGACGACGGAAAGACCUGCGUGGACGUAGACGAGUGCUCCACCACUCUCCCCUGUAGCCAACGCUGCAUCAACACCUACGGCUCCUUCAAGUGCAUGUGCGUGGACGGCUACGAGGCCUUGGAACGCAACCCCAACACGUGCAAGGCCGUGUCAGCUGAGGAGCCGUUCCUCAUUAUGGCAGACCACCACGAAAUCCGCAAGCUGAGCGUGGACGGAUCGAAUUAUACCAUCUUGAAACAGGGUCUUAACAACAUCAUCCACAUAGACUUCGACUACAAGAAGGAGUUCAUCUACUGGGUGGACUCGACCAGGCCGAGUGGUCGGAAGAUCAACAGGAUGCGCCUGAAUGGGAGCGACCUGAAGAUCGUCCACAGGACGUCGGUGCCCAGCGCUUUAGCAGUGGAUUGGAUCGGCAAGAACCUGUACUGGUGCGACGCAGAAAGGAAAACUCUGGAGGUUUCCAAAGCCAACGGCCUCUACCCCACAGUCCUGAUCAGCUCAGGACUCAAGAACCCCACAGACCUGGUCCUGGACCCCCAGACCGGGUUCGUCUUCUGGGUGGACUGCUGCGAACCCCCUCACAUUGGACGUAUCGGCAUGGACGGCAGAGGGCAAACGGUUAUCAUCGACACAGAGAUCUAUAGCCCCACUGCCCUCACUAUCGAUUACACCAACAAGAGGCUGUACUGGGCGGACGACAACCACAUCCUGUUCUCCAACAUGGACGGAAACCAGAGACGCAAAGUGCCCUAUGAUCACAUCCAGGGGGUAAUGGCGUUGACUUUGUUUGAGGACUUUGUUUAUUGGACGGAUGGGAAGUCCAAAUCACUGCGACGUGCUCACAAGACGACCGGCGCUCAAGGGAUGGAGCUCCUCAACUCCUGGCAAGCCAUCAAGUCCAUCAAGGUGUACCACUCCCUGCGCCAGCCCUCAGUUCCCAAACACCAGUGUCAGAUUGCAAAUGGGGGAUGCAGCCACCUGUGUCUGCUGUCGCCCGGUGGGGAACACAAAUGUGCUUGUCCAACUAAUUUUUACUUGGCUGCUGACAAUAAAACCUGCCUGUCCAACUGCACCUCCAGCCAGUUUCGCUGUGGGACAGAUGAGUGUAUUCCCUUUUGGUGGAAAUGCGACACGGUGGAUGACUGUGGGGACGGAUCUGACGAACCCGCCGACUGCCCGGAGUUCAAAUGUCAGCCUGGUCGUUUCCAGUGUGGAACAGGACUGUGUGCUCUGCCUCCGUUCAUCUGCGAUGGAGAAAAUGACUGUGGAGACAACUCAGAUGAAGCCAACUGUGAGACGUACAUCUGUCUGUCAGGCCAGUUCAAGUGCACCAGGAAACAGAAGUGCAUCCCUCUGAACCUGCGCUGCAACGGCCAGGACGACUGUGGUGAUGGAGAGGAUGAGACCGACUGCCCGGAGAGCACCUGUUCCCCAGACCAGUUCCAGUGCAAAGCCUCCAUGCACUGCAUCUCCAAACUGUGGGUUUGUGACGAGGAUCCGGACUGCGCAGACGGUUCAGAUGAGGCCAACUGCGAUGAAAAGACCUGCGGACCUCAUGAAUUCCGCUGCGAGAAUAACAACUGCAUCCCAGACCACUGGAGGUGUGACAGCCAGAACGACUGUGGAGACAACUCAGACGAGCAGAACUGCAAGCCCGUCACCUGUAACCACAAGGACUUCGCCUGCGCUAACGGCGACUGCAUCUCCUCUCGAUUCCGCUGCGACGGAGACUACGACUGUUUGGAUAAUUCAGACGAGAAAGGCUGUGAGGCCCACUGUGGGGACGACCAGUUUCAGUGUCACAACAACCUCUGCAUCUCACUGAAGUGGUUGUGUGACGGCCAAGAAGACUGCAAGAUGGGCGAAGAUGAAAAAAACUGCCAGGGAACAGCAGCCCCUUCCUGUUCUGUGAAUGAGUACGUGUGCGCCAGCGGAGGCUGCGUGUCGGCCAGUCUGCGAUGUGACGGACACGACAACUGUCUGGACGGGUCAGAUGAGAUUGGUUGUGUGAAGGAGUGCAGAGAAGAUGAGUUUCUGUGUCUGAAUCGUGCUCACUGCAUCCCCCGGCGCUGGCGCUGUGAUGAUAUGUUUGAUUGCAUGGACCACAGCGAUGAGGAAAACUGCAGCCAGGGUGCGUUCUUCUGCCGUGCUGAUGAGUUCAUUUGUAACAACACCCUGUGCAAACUGCACACGUGGGUGUGCGACGGUAAAGACGACUGUGGAGAUAACUCUGACGAGGACGCAGACAUGUGUGCCAAACUCCCCUGCCCUCCUACCAGGCCUUUCCGCUGCAGGAACGACCACGUGUGUUUGCGUGGAGACCAAGUGUGCAACAAAGUGGACGACUGUGGUGACAGCUCAGAUGAGGAAGAGUGUGCAGAGGUGGUGGCCGGAAGACCUCGACCCUGCGGGAAAACCGAGUUCACCUGCAGUAACCGCCGCUGCAUCCCCAUCGCGCUGCAGUGCGACCUCUUCAACGACUGCGGCGACGGCGGCUCGGACGAGCAGGACUGUAAGGCCUUUUCCAGCGGAGACAUAUGUGGAAAGAAAACAAAUCCAUGUGGAGAGGAUGCAAUUUGCAACCAGACAAAUGUUAAUGCUAUAUGCCAGUGCAAAGCCGGCUUCAAGAGGAACCAGAAGACGGGCCAUUGUGAAGAAAUUAACGAAUGUCUGCAGUUCGACGCAUGUCCUCAUUAUUGCACCAACACUAAAGGAUCCUAUAAGUGCACAUGUGACAGAAAUUAUAAGGAGAUCAGUGGCAGUUGCGUCGUCAAAGGACCAGAGGACCGGGUGCUCUACUUAGCCAACGACACUGAAAUCCGAAGUUUCGUGUAUCCGUUUAACCAGAGCCAAGGACACAAACUGCUGACUCGCAUCGAGGAAAACGCACGCAUUAUUGGAAUGGACGCUUUGUUUCACCACCAGAAGUUUAUCUGGGCCACACAGUUUAACCCCGGAGGGAUUUUUUACAAAGAGAUUCUAGAACGAAGUCAAGUAAAAACCAACGUCAGGAACAUUUGUUCAGAUUUCCGUCGACCCAGAGAUAUUUCAGCCGACUGGGUCACAGGGAACAUUUAUUGGACCGAUCACUCUCGGAUGCACUGGUUCAGUUAUUACACGGCCCAUUGGACUAAACUACGCUAUUCCAUCAACGUGGGUCAGCUGAAGGGACCCAACUGCACCCGGCUCAUCACUGACAUCGCAGGAGAACCCUACGCCAUCGCCGUCAACCCGGCCCGAGGGAUGAUGUACUGGAGUGUAAUUGGUGACCAUUCUCACAUCGAGGAGUCGGCCAUGGACGGGUCUUUACGCAGAGUCAUCCUGGAGAAGAACCUCCGCAGACCCACCGGGCUGGCCAUUGAUUUCUUCAAUCAGCGUUUGUACUGGGCUGAUCCGGAGCUCUCGCAGAUCGGGAGCAUGAGAUUGGACGGUUCGGACCCUCUGGUGACGAUAAGCGACAGACACGGGAUCUCCCAACCGUACAGAAUCGACAUAUUUGAAGACUACAUCUAUGGGACUGGGCUGAAACAUGAGGUCUUCAAAAUCCACAAAUUUGGGAAACAAACGGUGGAGUUUCUGAGUUUAGGGGUGGAGAAGCCCACCAGCGUUUUGAUCUCCCAUCGCUACAAACAGCAAGACGCGUCCAAUCCGUGCCUGCGAAUGUCCUGUGAUUUCAUGUGUCUGCUGAACCCGACCGGCGCCAGAUGUACCUGCCCCGAGGGGAAGGUUCUGGUCAACGGCACCUGCACCGACGUCAACAUCUCAGGUGAGCUGUGCCGCCCCCCCUGUGAGAACGGAGGUCGCUGCUUAGCCAAUGAGAAAGGAGACUGGAGGUGUUACUGCUGGCCCGACUUCUCUGGAGAACGCUGCGAGGUGAACCACUGUACGGACUACUGCCUGAACGGAGGCACCUGCAUGGGCUCGCUGCUGGGUAAGCCGACCUGCCGCUGUCCUGUCGGUUUCUCGGGGCCUUUCUGUGAGAAGAGGAUCUGCGACAACUACUGCUUAAACGGAGGAACAUGUGACGUCACUCAGGGGAACCAGCCGGUGUGUCGAUGUAUGGCAGAAUAUACUGGAGAUCGCUGCCUUUACCACAUCUGUCAUCACUACUGUGUCAACUCCAAGGCCUGUACGUUAUCCAGCAGCGGCUACGUGGAGUGUGUGUGUCCUGCCAGGUUUGAAGGAAACAAGUGCGAGUUGGACAAGUGUCUCCGAUGCCACGGAGCUCCCUGCCUCAUUAACGAGGACACGGGAGAUGUGGUUUGCAAUUGCACAAAUGGCAGAAUAGCGCCAAGCUGUCAGCUGUGUGACGGAUAUUGCUACAAUGGAGGCACCUGUCACCUGGACCCCGACACCAACCUGCCUUUCUGUCACUGCACGUCAGGGUUCAAGAACCAACGUUGUGAUGAGCUGGCCAACCCCUGCGAUUACUUCUGUCAGAAUGAGGGGAUGUGCACAUUAACAGCUCUUAACAAACCACGCUGCAAAUGUUCAGCCAACUGGGCGGGAACACAGUGUGAGAGGCCCGCCCCCAAAAGCAGUAAAUCGGACAACACCAGCGGAGGGAGCAUCGCUAUCAUCGUGCCUCUGGUCCUGCUGGUCGUCCUGAUCGUGAUGGUGGUGGCGGGCGUUUAUAUCUGCAAACGGAGGCAAAGAGGAAAACGCGUCCAGAGGCAGCCCAUGACGAACGGAGGGAUUAACGUGGAGAUCGGGAACCCGUCGUACAACAUGUACGAAGUGGACCACGACAACCACGCCGACGCAGGAAGUCUGCUGAGACCCAACUUCACCCUGGACCCACAUAAGGGCUGGUGUGUAAAAUCCAGUGACCCUCGCGCCUUGGGCAUGAAUAAUGUGCCCAAGGAGGUCAUCCCUGGACAGCCCAUGAACUACUCCAACCCCGUGUAUGCAAAGAUCUACUUGGACGGGCAAAACUGCCGCAAGCCGGUCAUCAGUAUCGAUGAGAGGAGAGAGCUACUCCCAAAGAAACUAGAGGGGACAAUUCAUGAAACCGCCGCAUAGCCUAUCUUUACACUUUUUACUUCUUUUAUACCACAGUGUACAAUGUAUAAAAUAAAAAGGAGGAAACCAGAAUUUUCUAUUUCCUAUGAGGCUCUUAGGUUUAACUGGUUUAGCAUCAGCAUAACGUCCUUGUUGGUGUGCUGAAGAGUUUUAUUUUCCAUUUACCGUUUGCUUUCUACGGAGGCCCUUUAGUGACACGUGAGGAAAAAAAUAUUAACGCGUGGCCACCAGAUAAGUAACGCUAAAUAUGCACAAAUCAAUGAAAUCUUGAACUUUGUCUCUUUGUCACCUUUCAUGAUCAUGCAGCAUCCAGACUACAGACAGCGCAGGAUCCGAUUGGUCCAUGCGAUGCACUUGUCCACCAAUAGAAAUGAUAUGUUUUUGUGCAUGCAGGUACUUCCUGCUCACAAGAAAUUCUUUUAGAACGUGUUUUUUUCCGUCUCUUCUGCAGCGAGCACGCACCAAACGUAACGACACUAUCGCCGAAAAAUCAUGUUGUUGUUGUGCCUCGUACCUUUGGUUUUACUUGUCCGUUCAACACGAUUUACUUCUCAGUAUUAGUUUGACGUCUGCACUUUCCACACAAACUCCAGUUUUUCACGCAUGACCUGGAAACGGUUUGAAAGUAUCGAGUUUGAGUUCCGCUUCUUCCGGUUUACUCGUUAACGGUGUCUGAGGCGACUUGGAAGUAUCGCUACUGUGUGCCCCAAUGGACAACAAAUAAACAAAGGCAGCCAUAUUGAAGUUUUGCUUCACAUUUAGUUGAGCAGAAGAAAUGGGCUGUCGCAGUUUGUCGAGAUGAGGGGCCAAACUUCAGAAUCCGAUCAGGAAGAAUGUUCGUGUGUAGAUGAUUACCAUGGAAACGUCAGCGCUAGUGUGAAGGGAAUCCAGAGGGUAAACGUAGGGAGAACACUGUCGUGGUUUUCCUGGAAUAAUUGGGGGAAUCUCGUCGUAUACAUGUAGCGCUGACGACAUCAGGGUCUGGGGUCUGUGCGGUCUUAGCCGGUCACCUACGAACAGCACAAACAGGUCCGGCAGAGGUCCUGAAACUAAAUCAAGUGGUCAACUCAGAACCACA